GUCAACAGCUAAUACAACCGAAGCAACCGUGUGUCUAAAUUUCCCUAACGGAAUCACCAUUUCCCAUCGAUUUCUUCAUUAUCGUCAUCAUCAUCCUGUUCCAGAAUUCUCUUCAUCCUCUCUCCGGCGAUCCAAUCCAGGUUGCCGCGUACCUCUCCGAUUCUCCGAUCAUCUCAGCUUGGGAUAGUGAUCUUAGGUACGGCUUAAGCUGUCUCAGCAGAAUUUGGACAAAGCCUUUUCUGGGAACGAUGAGCGAGGUGUUCGAAGGAUAUGAGCGUCAAUACUGCGAGCUCUCUGCAAAUCUCUCAAAGAAGUGUACCUCAGCUAUUGCUCUUGAUGGAGAACAAAAGAAGCAGAAGCUAUCCGAAAUAAAAUCAGGCCUGGAGGAUGCAGAAGGAUUGAUCAGGAAAAUGGACCUAGAGGCUAGAAGCCUGCCACCCAAUGUCAAGUCAAACCUUCUUGUCAAGUUGAGGGAAUACAAAUCUGAUCUGAACAAUCUCAAAAGUGAAGUGAAGAGAAUUACGUCUGGAAACUUGAAUGCAGCUGCCCGGGAUGAGUUGCUGGAAGCUGGAAUGGCUGACACAAUGACGGCUUCGGCUGAUCAAAGAUCAAGAUUGAUGAUGUCAACGGAGCGAUUGGGUCGUACCACUGACAGAGUCAAGGAUAGUCGAAGAACCAUGCUGGAAACUGAAGAACUUGGUGUUUCAAUCCUUCAAGACUUGCACUCUCAAAGACAGUCUCUUUUACACGCCCACAACACGCUUCAUGGAGUGGACGAGAACAUAGGGAAGAGCAAGAAAAUAUUGACGGGAAUGACGAGGAGGAUGAACAGGAACAAAUGGACAAUCGGAGCCAUCAUCACUGUCCUUGUUAUUGCCAUCAUCAUCAUCUUGUACUUCAAAAUCACCAAGUAAGUAAAAGCCUCCCUCUCUUUGAUGAAUUUAAUUCCCAGUGAAAAUCUCUGAAACUGAAGAAACCCAUGUUGGUUUUGUUGGAUCUAUCUUAUCCUUUUGUAUUGGAAGUGUGAAGUGUUGUGUCCUGUCUGAAAGUUGUGUAAGUGGCAAAAAUAUCUUCUGUAUUCUUUCAACUCUGCUGUUCUAAGCAAAGCAACACUAGUGAUUUUGCUUUGCAUUUUUUUUUUUUUUAAUUCGGAAGUUCACCGGAUUUUUGCGUA
Messenger RNA from Tarenaya hassleriana, 1174 nucleotides. RefSeq names its product vesicle transport v-SNARE 13. Gene Ontology annotation, cellular component: SNARE complex; endoplasmic reticulum membrane; ER to Golgi transport vesicle membrane. The record is from RefSeq and is a predicted model, not a curated record. Lineage: Eukaryota; Viridiplantae; Streptophyta; Magnoliopsida; Brassicales; Cleomaceae. Gene Ontology annotation, molecular function: SNARE binding; SNAP receptor activity. Bases 249 to 914 code for a protein of 221 amino acids. The transcript has 6 exons. Gene Ontology annotation, biological process: vesicle-mediated transport; vesicle fusion; intracellular protein transport.